This is a messenger RNA of Microtus oregoni (creeping vole), 5255 nucleotides long. RefSeq names its product G protein-coupled receptor 26 (gene Gpr26). The transcript has 3 exons. The coding region runs from base 527 to 1546 and encodes 339 amino acids. The record is from RefSeq and is a predicted model, not a curated record. Gene Ontology annotation, cellular component: membrane. Gene Ontology annotation, biological process: adenylate cyclase-activating G protein-coupled receptor signaling pathway. NCBI's taxonomy places the organism in Eukaryota, Metazoa, Chordata, Mammalia, Rodentia, Cricetidae. Gene Ontology annotation, molecular function: G protein-coupled receptor activity.
ACAGAAAGUGAGAGCACACGAGAUUGAGCACAGAGGCAGAGAGAGGGAGACAGAGAGAAAGCCACAAAGCAGGAGGGUGUGCGGAGCAGAGCCAGAGCUUAGAAGGACCCGGUGAGGGCGGGUGCGGGCAGAGGCAAAGCCUGUGACCACAGGCGCCUGCAACCCAGGAUUCCAGGGGACCACAGGAGUUCAGCGUUGCACCGGGCGACUGGCCAAGAGGUGGUGCGGGGCUGGGGGUGACGGCUCUCCCAGGUGCUCGCCGGUGGUGAGGUGACCCAGAGUCCGAGUGGUUCCGCACCCAGGUGCUUGCCUGGGAGGUGGUGCGGGGCUCCGGGUGACUGCAUUCUUAGGUGCUUGUCCAGGGGGUGGAGCGGGGUUCUGGGUUGCUGGACGCCCUUCGGGUAGCCAUGGCGACGGGGACCAGGGGUCUCUGGGCCGCCGCGACGCCGCGGGGCUGAGCCGGCAGCGGACUGCGCCAUGGCGGCGCAGGGUUGCGGGCCCUGAGCGCCAGCUGCGGGCGCGCACCAUGAACUCGUGGGACGCGGGCCUGGCGGGGCUGUUGGUGGGCACUAUCGGCGUGUCGCUGCUGUCCAACGGGCUGGUGCUGCUCUGCCUCCUGCACAGCGCUGACAUCCGCCGCCAGGCGCCCGCGCUCUUCACCCUCAACCUCACUUGUGGCAACCUGCUGUGCACCGUGGUCAACAUGCCACUCACGCUGGCCGGCGUCGUGGCACAGCGGCAACCGGCCGGGGAUCGCCUGUGCCGCCUGGCUGCCUUUCUCGACACCUUCCUGGCCGCCAAUUCAAUGCUCAGCAUGGCUGCACUCAGCAUCGACCGCUGGGUGGCUGUGGUCUUCCCGCUAAGCUAUCGUGCCAAGAUGCGCCUCCGCGAUGCCGCGUUCAUGGUGGCCUACACGUGGCUGCACGCGCUCACCUUCCCGGCCACUGCGCUCGCCCUGUCCUGGCUGGGCUUCCACCAGCUGUAUGCCUCGUGUACGUUGUGCAGCCGGCGGCCCGAGGAGCGCCUGCGCUUUGCUAUCUUCACCAGCGCCUUCCAUGCGCUCAGUUUUCUGCUCUCCUUCAUCGUACUCUGCUUCACGUACCUCAAGGUGCUCAAGGUGGCCCGCUUCCACUGCAAGCGCAUCGACGUGAUCACCAUGCAGACACUCGUGCUUUUGGUGGACAUCCACCCCAGUGUGAGGGAACGAUGUCUGGAGGAGCAGAAGCGGAGGCGACAGCGUGCCACCAAAAAGAUCAGCACCUUCAUAGGGACCUUCCUCGUGUGCUUUGCUCCCUACGUGAUUACCAGGCUGGUGGAACUCUUCUCUACAGCACCCAUCGGCUCCCACUGGGGCGUGCUGUCCAAGUGCUUGGCCUACAGCAAGGCUGCAUCUGACCCCUUUGUGUACUCCUUACUGCGACACCAAUACCGUCGGAGCUGCAAGGAGCUUCUGAACAGAAUCUUCAACAGACGCUCCAUCCGCUCCCGCUCCGUGGGUCUCACAGGUGACUCUCACAGCCAGAACAUUCUGCCGGUGUCGGAAUGAAGGACGGCUCUCCUGCCGGGGCGUUCAGAACGAGAGGACAGAGCAAAGGGAGGUGGGCUGGUCUCCUGGGUGGACAUUUACUGCCGCCAUUGCCGGGUGAUUGCAGUGAUGUUGAUGUCUGAACAAGUUCCGGGGCCCGCUUCUUGGCUUUUCCAGGGUAGAUGUCAGACUGUUCCAUCACCAAAGGAUGGCCAUGGGCCGAGGCCUGGUCUUUCUUUCUGGGAGUGUAUUUUGAGCAUUUAGACUCACCAAAGGCCUCCCAAAGAAUGGUAGGCUAGUCACUGUCAAGGACACAGAGUGUUGAUGGCGGGUGUAGGGUAUGGUACACACCUGUUUGCUCGCUACUGGUCAUGGCGUUCCAUGCUCCAAGGGACAUUUCAGUGAUGCUGAAAGUGAGGUUGGCUGCGACCUUCUGAUCCAUAACUAAUAUGGCAACCCUUUUCCACUUGGUAGUGGUGGCUGCUGUAACCCAAAUAUUAUCCAGCUGGUGCCAACUACAGUACGCUCGGCUAACACCCUUGGGCUCUGUGCUCAAUGGAAAAGGGUUUAACAACCUGUUUGCUGCCCACCAGUUGUCGUAGGAAUGGGAAUUUGGAUUCAACUUCUGCCCCUCUUACAUCAAACAAACUAAUGUUUGCGUGUAUUGACAAUCUUAGCAUGAAAGUGGUCUCAAUAGACGGGUAAUAGAUAACACUAGAUUCUCUGAAAUCUGAGAAGGAAGUCACCUUCUUCUGAUUUGCAUGUCAUAGUUUUGAGAGCCCAGUAAAGUACGAAGAAGGUGUCCGGUCUGUCCUACUGCCCCACAUGGGAUCUAAGCUGGUAGGAAGGACUCCCUCUUGUCUUAGACAUCUUGCCCAUCAUCUCCUGUGAGGUGGAUGCCCAGGAGCUGCCUGAACAGGGAGGCAGUCUUCGUUUUCAGAUAGUGGGUUCCACUAUCCUGGUGGUUCAUUACCCUCAUUCUGCAAUUCUGUCCUGGGAAAGGGAAAGCAGGGACGGUCCAAGGUCACCACAAAAGUGCUUUGUGGCACUGAUGAGAGACUGCAAUUAGUACAGGAUGCUCUUCCAGUAAGAUACAUGCAGAUCUGUUGGGAACCGUUGUCUUGGUCUCAUUAAAAUCUAAGAUAAGGACUGGAAAGAUAGCUUAGCCAGUAAAGUGCUUACUAUAAAGCCCCGAGUCUGACCCCAAGAAUCCACACUGAAGGCAAACUGGCCAUGGUGGCAUGCGCUGGAGAAGCGAGAGAAGUCGCUCCCCAGGGCUCACUGGUCAGCCAAGAUUUAGCUGAACUGGUAAGUUACAAGCCAGUGAUGGGCCUCAAAAAGAAAGAACAAUGUAGAUGGCAGCUGAGAAACAACACCUGAAGUUAACCUCUAACCCCACCAUAGAGCAGCGUGCAUGUACACACACACACACACACACACACACACACACACACACACACACAAACGUGCGUGACUUCCUGUCUCAUCAUUACAGACUGACUUGAGAAUGCUCAGAACAGCUGUUGCUUUGCGCUGUAAGAGACUUCCCUGGGUGGGAAGGGUGGAGCGCCAUCAAGUCAGAAGCAUCUUUCCUUCCUUGUAACUUUACACAACCUAGCCUCACAAAUACAAAGGGAACUCUCCACCAGGGACCAAGCCGAAGACCAUUGGUUUUCCUUGCCACGCAGCCCCGGUGGUUAAAGGCAGAGAAAUCUCUACUUGUCUAUUUGAAAAGAGAGCCUAUCAUUAACUCUUGGCAAUUCAUUUAGAAAACAACUCCACCAGGCCUGGUGUUGUCAGGCUUCAGAGUUUCCAUGGAGACCGUUGUAACAUCUAAGGAGGCUUUACUAUCUUCCUGUUGCUGGGAGAGAUGUACUUGCUCCUACCUUGUUGGGGAAAAAGAACCUGGGCUCCAGCGGGGACUCCUCAGGACACUUGUUUCACUUUGUACCUAUCUCUGUCCAGCCAACCUUAUGGGGGAGUUGGUGAGGUCCACUCCUCCCUCCUGUGACAAGAGAUGUCACCCAGGUAGCUUGAAUUUAGCCACGGUGAAAGUUUUAAUGCACCCAGAAUAACUAAGUGUUGUAAAUCAGGCCUUCCUUUCCCCAGAGCUGGUUGUCACCCAUCUACUAGAACAACACUGACACACAUUUGUUUCUGGGACAAAACUGUCCUGGUUCAGAGUCCAUUUGGCCCCAUCUAGCACAAAUCACCGCAAUCAUUUCUAUAGCUCGGCUAGAGAAGAGCAGCUGUAUCUACCCUCUGCUGUCCCAAAACUCAAAGUGCUAGGGAAGCUCAAAUCAAGUAGGGAGCCAAGACAGCAUGCACCAAAUAAUCUCCCCCUUCACACAAAUACUGCUAAAGUUGGGCAAAAUAGGAAUGGUGACCCAGAGGGAGAAGUCAGUAGAUAGGCAGAGGUGAGUAGGGACAUCCUCUUCUCCCAUAUUGGUUUGGAGGGAGAGUAACCCUAUCAAUCCUUUCUCUGCCUGCUCUGUGUUGGCAACAUAUUGCACCCUGAGUUGCACUAAGUUCUCGCUGUCCCUUCCAUAACUAAGAAGCAGGAAUUGCCACCCACGACACCUCUUAUCCGGAAGGAUGUAUGCUGUAAUUUUCACUAUGCCUCUAAAACUGCUUACCAUCUAAUAAAACCCACUACAUUGGCAUCAUGCCACCGACAAGAACCCCAGAUAAGCCCAUUGAUGGAGAGUUUUCAUUAUCACUUAGGCACAGGCUUGAAAACCCAAGGGAAGCGAGAAGGAAGCGGCUCCAUUGGCAAUGAGCACCAGCCAAUGCCACGGCAAUUGCCUCCCAUAAAAGUUGAUAGCAGUCCGCACAUCUCUAAAACAUGCCCCUGGAGGUCACUGCUUCCACCUGAGUGAUCUACCUCAUUCUGGCAAUUUAAUUAAGCAAACAACGUGUGAUUUUCUCAGGUGUGAGGUAUAUGAAACAAGACUCCGUCCCCCCAAGGUGAAAGGUCUCAGUGACUUGCUUGACUCCCGCUGGUUCCUGGAGACACUUCACGGCACUUGGACUCGAGGGCCACUGGGCAGGUGAAACCAUUUUGUGAAGCUUGGGAGUACUGCCAACAGAGGAGAGGCCUCUUCCACAUCCCAAAUCCACUCAGAGGGCUCAGUUCCGGCCUCACACACAUGGCUUGCCUUUUAUAAUCUCUCUGCCCCAUCUGCCUUUUUCUUGCAUUCCCUUCUAGGAGGUCAGGAAUUCAGAAACCUGGGGCCCUUGGGCAUAGAGGAUACUUGCUGAAUGGCACACUACUGGUGUCUGGCUAGCUCACCGCCCAUAGACAGGUGUCUGUAUUCAGCUGGGAAAUGAACAGGGCUUGGUGAUCUCCUUGGCUUGUUUCCUACUGUGUUUUCUUCCAGGGCUCAGUUCAGGCUCCUGUCACUCUGAGCAAUAAAACUCUUGUCUUGCAUUUAUGAGAUACACUUUGUUUUGUUUUUCAUGUGUCUCUCUCCUCGAGAGAAGGUAGACAGAAUAGGGCCAGGCUUGUGCGCUCAUUGUCACUCUUGCCCAGGCUUAGAGGCAGGUAGUCAUCAGCUCUUGGCUGUGAUGUGGCUGUUGGAUGAACCCAAAGAUGGUGUAUUGUCAGGAUUUGGCCUUAACACAGGGUUAAGUCAGUUGCCUGAUUUUACUGAGGAUAUGAGGACUUUUUUUUUUUUUUUUUUUUUUUUUUUUUUUGAUUUUCAAGACAGGGUUUCUCUGCAGCUUUUGA